Neofelis nebulosa (Clouded leopard) is the source of this 3348-nucleotide messenger RNA. It is a transcript of the gene USP1, whose product is annotated as ubiquitin specific peptidase 1. The transcript is spliced from 9 exons. Gene Ontology annotation, molecular function: cysteine-type deubiquitinase activity; cysteine-type endopeptidase activity. Gene Ontology annotation, biological process: regulation of DNA repair; protein deubiquitination. NCBI's taxonomy places the organism in Eukaryota, Metazoa, Chordata, Mammalia, Carnivora, Felidae. The record is from RefSeq and is a predicted model, not a curated record. Gene Ontology annotation, cellular component: cytosol; nucleus. The coding region runs from base 232 to 2586 and encodes 784 amino acids.
ACAGUCGGCAGCGAAAGCGCGCACUCGAACGCCAAUGAGAGCGGAAGGAGUGGACCUCUCCUGAAGGGUACUCUGCAUAUCCAGCAAUGAUUGGUGAAGUCCUCCUGUCUUCUUUUUGGUAUUGGGUGGACUUCCUCCGCCCACCCACUUGCUUUUGUCUAGAUAUGAUUGGUGAUUACAACAUCCUUGUAUAAGUUAAUUCUUGUCAACUCCUUGGGAUUUGAAGAGAAAAUGCCUGGUGUCAUACCUAGUGAAAGUAAUGGGCUUUCAAAAGGUAGCCCAUCCAAAAAAAAUAGACUUUCCUUGAAGUUUUUUCAGAAAAAGGAAACUAAGAGAGCCUUGGAUUUCACAGAUUCUCAAGAAAAUGAAGAAAAAGCUUCUGAAUAUAGAGGAUCUGAAAUUGAUCAAGUUGUUCCUGCAGCACAGUCCUCACCUAUAAACUGUGAGAAGAGAGAAAACUUGUUACCAUUUGUGGGACUGAAUAAUCUCGGCAAUACUUGUUAUCUUAAUAGUAUACUUCAGGUAUUAUAUUUUUGUCCUGGUUUUAAAUCUGGAGUGAAGCACUUAUUUAACAUUAUUUCAAGGAAGAAAGAAGCCCUGAAAGAUGAAGCCAAUCAAAAAGAUAAGGGAAAUUGUAAAGAAGAUUCUUUGGCAAGUUAUGAACUCAUAUGCAGUUUACAGUCCUUGAUCAUUUCAGUUGAACAGCUUCAGGCUAGCUUUCUCUUAAAUCCAGAGAAAUACACUGAUGAACUUGCUACUCAGCCAAGGCGACUGCUUAACACACUCAGGGAACUCAACCCUAUGUAUGAAGGAUAUCUACAGCAUGAUGCACAGGAAGUAUUACAGUGUAUUUUGGGAAACAUUCAAGAAACAUGCCAACUCCUAAAAAAAGAAGAAGUAAAAAAUGUGGUAGAAUUAUCUACUAAGGUAGAAGAAAAACCUCAUCAGAAGGAGGAAAUGAGUGGUAUUAACACCACAGAGAUGGACAGUAUGAGGCAUUCUGAAGACUAUAAAGAAAAACUCACAAAAGCAAAUGGGAAAAGAAAAAAUGACAUUGAAUUUGGUAACAUAAAGAAAAAAAUUAAAGCCUCUAAGGAACACCAGUCACUGGAAGAGAACCAGAGACAAACCAGAUCAAAAAGGAAAGCUACAGGUGAUACAUUAGAGAUUCCUUCUAAAAUAAUCCCCAAGUAUGUUUCUGAAAAUGAAAGUUCAAGACCCUCACAAAAGAAAUCAAGAGUUAAAAUAAAUUGGUUAAAGCCUGCAACUAAGCAACCCAGCAUUCUUUCUAAAUUCUGUAGUCUGGGGAAAAUAACAACAAACCAGGGAUCCAAAGGACAGUCGAAAGAAAAUGAAUAUGAUCUUGAAGAGGACUUGGGGAAGUGUGAAAAUGAAAGCACAACUAAUGGUUGUGAACUUGAAUCUCCAGGGAAUAAUGUUAAGUCCGUUAAUGUUAAUGAAGUUAAGCCCAUAAACAAAGGUGCAGAGCAAAUUGGUUUUGAGCUAGUAGAGAAAUUAUUUCAAGGUCAGCUGGUAUUAAGGACUCGUUGCUUAGAAUGUGAAAGUUUAACAGAAAGAAGAGAAGAUUUUCAGGACAUCAGUGUGCCAGUACAAGAAGAUGAGCUUUCCAAAGUAGAGGAGAGUUCUGAAAUUUCUCCAGAGCCAAAAACAGAAAUGAAGACCCUGAGAUGGGCAAUUUCACAGUUUGCUUCAGUGGAGAGGAUUGUAGGAGAAGAUAAAUAUUUCUGUGAAAAUUGCCAUCAUUAUACUGAAGCCGAACGAAGUCUUUUGUUUGACAAAAUGCCUGAAGUUAUAACUAUUCAUUUGAAGUGCUUUGCUGCUAGUGGCUUGGAGUUUGAUUGCUAUGGUGGUGGACUUUCCAAGAUCAACACUCCUUUACUGACACCUCUUAAACUGUCACUAGAAGAAUGGAGCACAAAGCCAACCAACGACAGCUAUGGGUUAUUUGCAGUUGUGAUGCACAGUGGCAUUACCAUCAGUAGUGGGCAUUACACUGCUUCUGUUAAAGUCACUGACCUUAACAGUUUAGAACUAGAUAAGGGAAAUUUUGUGAUUGACCAAAUGUGUGAAAUAGGUAAACCAGAACCAUUGAAUGAGAAGGAAGCAAGGGAUGUGGUUGAAAAUUAUGAUGAAGAAAUGUCAAUUAGAGUCAGUGGAAAUACACAGCCAAGCAAAGUUCUGAACAAAAAAAAUGUAGAAGCUAUUGGACUUCUUGGAGGACAAAAGAGCAAAGCAGAUUAUGAGCUAUACAACAAAGCAUCUAAUCCUGAUAAAGUUGCCAAUACAGCAUUUGCUGAAAACAGAAAUUCUGAGACUAACAGUACUAAUGGGACUCAUGAAUUUGAUACAAACAAGGAAUCCAGUGACCAAGCAGGCCUUAACUUUAGUGGAUUUGAGAACAAAAUUUCAUAUGUAGUGCAAAGUUUAAAGGAGUAUGAGGGAAAGUGGUUACUUUUUGAUGAUUCUGAAGUGAAAGUUACUGAAGAGAAGGACUUUCUGAAUUCUCUUUCUCCUUCUACAUCUCCUACAUCUACUCCUUACUUGCUAUUUUAUAAGAAAUUAUAGAGUAUUUUCCUUAUGUAUAUAUUAGACCUGGAUAAAAGCUGGUAAAGUUGAUUACAUCAAAGAGUCUAGCUUAUCUUUUGAAGCUAUUGGAUAUUAUUGGUCUCUCUAAAGUUUUUAUAUAAAUAGUGAAAUUUGAAUUACUGAAAACCAUGUUAAUUUUUAGAAUUCAUUUCCUAUAGUAGAGACUAGUGAUGCAUUAGCUUCUGGGAACAAACUUGUAUAGUUUCUUAAUUGAAUUAUCCAAAUGGAAGCAUUUAAACACUUUUGAAUUCACACCUAUCUUUUGUGUUUGCUUUUUAAAAUAAAGUGCUUGUAUUUGUAUCUCCAUAUUUUGGAGUAAUUAUCUAUAUGAUGUUUAUAGGUCCUGUGGGUUUCCAGCUAAGAAGAAGAAUCUCAUUUCAGUACCUUUAGUUUUUUAAGUCAUGAAGCCAGAUCUUUAAUGGGCUGUAUUUAGAGGCACAAAGUCUGGAAUAUGUGUGUAUUCACAGUAGUGUACAUUUUGUGCCUUGAAUCACUUUGAAAAGUGUCUCAGAAAACCUGGACAGCCAAUCCCCCUUCUAUCUUGAGAAGAAUUUUAUAUGUAUUUAUGAAAAUGAUUCUGUAUUCUAGUAAAUCUUUUUGGGCAUGGACUAAUUUGUAUCUCUUCAUAGUCAUAUUCUGCACGAUCUGUAUAUAGUAUAUCAAAUUUAGAGGUGUGUGACCUUAAAUUUAACUUUUUUUAAAAACUGGGAGGUCAAUAAAAUUUAAACUGCUUAACAACUA